Microsporum canis CBS 113480 is the source of this 942-nucleotide messenger RNA. RefSeq lists its product as hypothetical. NCBI's taxonomy places the organism in Eukaryota, Fungi, Ascomycota, Eurotiomycetes, Onygenales, Arthrodermataceae. The record is from RefSeq and is a predicted model, not a curated record. The transcript is spliced from 2 exons. Bases 1 to 942 code for a protein of 313 amino acids.
AUGCCUACGAUCAAACUGUCUCCAUGGGAGAUCUCGCUGUCAGCGCUGUCAGAGCUGCUGUCGCGCUACGAUAGCACUCUCGCCCGCGUAUACCGUGACAAACUGGCCGCAAAGGCUGGCAAAGCUGCCAAAUCGUCGAUACCCAAGGCAAAAGAAAAGGAUGUUGAAGACAGACUGAAGCUGUUCGUGGAGCUGGAUGGCUGGCGUUAUACCACUCUCCCAGCCAUUCUGCUCGAACGAGCAGCCGGCAACGAAGACAACGAGAGCAAAGGAGAAACGAAGCAUGUCAACGGCUAUAUCAACAAGGACGAACUGGUCCGUUUGAUGGACUGGAAGCUAAAACAUGGCUCUUUUCGACCUGCGCUUAUGGGCUUGAUUCGUUCGAAUCCGGAGCCACAGGUAGAAUCCAUUAGCAAGGACGCGUUCUCAAAGCUGGCAGAAGCCGCUAGGGCCGGAGUCUUUCCUGAAUCAAGUCUGCAGCUGCUCUGUAAAGGAUUCCGUGGAGUCGGUCCCGCAACGGCAUCCCUCGUUCUAUCACUUGCACCGCAUACCGACGCCUAUCAAACGCCUUUCUUCAGUGAUGAGCUGUACUACUGGCUCUGCCUGGACUUGUAUUCGUCCGGCAAACGGAUGCAAAAGCACAAUCUUCCGAAGCUCAAAUACAAUCUAAAGGAAUACCAAGAUCUAUGGGAUGCAUUCUCACGGUUACGCACACGCAUUCAAAAGCUCUCUGAAGAAAGCAAGGCAGAACAUUCAUUUUCAGCGCAGGAUAUUGAAAAGAUUGCAUUUGUGGUGGGCCAUCUCGAGGCUGCCAGCUUGGCCAGGGGUGAUUCCAAAGACCCGUCAAAACCGGUCCCAGAACCUUCGCCUACCGGGCUCGAUCGAGAAGAUGAAAAAGACCAAGGCAGAAGGACUAGGAAAAGGAAGAGAAGGGACAUCUAG